Gamsiella multidivaricata is the source of this 1047-nucleotide messenger RNA. RefSeq lists its product as uncharacterized. NCBI's taxonomy places the organism in Eukaryota, Fungi, Mortierellomycota, Mortierellomycetes, Mortierellales, Mortierellaceae. The record is from RefSeq and is a predicted model, not a curated record. The transcript has 3 exons. Bases 161 to 802 code for a protein of 213 amino acids.
UCCAAUUUUGGUAUUCUGUGAAUUGACCAAUUCACGUAGCAAACUUACCCCUUCCUUCCGUGCUGGCUAUCAUUUUGUGUCUGGGAGGAUUGGUUUGUGAAAGAGUAAGCAGUACCUUGGAGCUCAUGCAGGAACUCGAGGAUUGAUCAGGCUUUCGGACAUGGACGCAAAUUUAUCAAUUCAAGAUAAAAUUAGGAUCCGCGCUGCCUGGCUUUGGAUGAAGCUAAACCAUCCGCUGAUAAAAGAAUUGAAUGUCGAUGAGCCUAGCGAUCUAACGGAUGCUACCGAAACGCUUCUUGAAUACAAUGCUGAAGCGGUUGACGAAUCUGCCAAUAUGUCACGACUUGAGGCUUUUCAUAUGGGACCCGUAGGCACUGGUGGUCCCACGACAGCCGACGAGGCAAACAACCUAGCCAACUUGACUUUUGGUUUGUUGGGACGAGAUCAAGAGGUCGUUAAAUACUCAAACCCCCGUCUUUUGGGCUAUUUAUUCCCGACGUUGUACCCAAGCGGCCAAGGGUUCUUUUCGUUGGACUACAGUGGUGUAAAACGAGGAUGCAAUGACGAAAUUGAAGUGUUCGAAGUAGAAGAUAUUAAUUAUCGAAAUGACCAGGCAAGUGUUCAAGAUCUUUCGUUGUUAUCUGAGGACAAUAGUGAUGGAUCGACGUCCGAUGCUUGUAGCGUUGACGAGCCCAGUGAUGAUCAAGACCAGAUCGAAAAUCCAGAAGCCGAGUAUGAAGAGUCUGAUGUAGAUUCAGACUCUAGUGAUAAUGAAGUGUUGCCUCCAAAGCUUCAAGCAUAGUUCAUUUGAACUGCCAACUACAUUACUAAAGAAGGGUCUGGCAGACUGAAGCCGGAAUAUUGUUCCAUUCGACCUGCAAUCGUUCCCACAAUUCGAUCAUUCCCUCAGGAGGCUUAGGAUACUUGGCUAGUUGCCUCUCGAGAUGCUCCCAGAGGUGCUCUAUCGGAUUCAUAUCUGGAGAGCGUGCGGGCCAAAAGAGCAAGUUGUAGUUCUUUUUCUCGAAAAAUCUCCUUGAUACUCCCACG